AUGCGUCCCAUCCUCAUCCUGGCCGGUCUUUCUGCCGCAAUUGCAGCGACAGCGUCAAUCGCUGACCCAACACUCAGCAUCAACAGCAUUUCCUUCGCUACUCGGGCGUACUGGAUGCGUCGGGCGAAUGAAGCGUUAGCAGAGCUCAGCGGAUCAUCAUGUCCGUUUGCUGCAUUUGGAACAGUCAUUGUAAACCAUACGAACAGUAAUGGAUUAGGGGACCUGGUGUGCAUAGGUGUCAAUGAGAAUAGCCAGACUGGAAAUCCAUCCCUGCAUGGUGAAAUGGCUGCUAUCAAGAACUGUACCGCCGUUCUGACUGACCCGCACGGGAGAUUCCGACUGAGCCCAUCCGCGGCCGAGUCGGCAUUCGCCGACUUGACUCUAUACACAAAUGCGGAGAGUUGUCCAAUGUGUGCCUCCGCCAUCCGAUGGUCUGGGUUCCGUGAAUACGUAUAUGGGACAUCCAUUAAUACCCUGAUUGAGAAAGGUUGGGGUCAGAUUCGUGUUGCCUCAAUAGAUAUCUUUCAGGCUUCUUUUGAUUUACCUUAUCAAUCUCGAUUGAUUGGCAAUGUACUCACGAAUGAGACGGAUCCAUAUUUCUUGUGGCAGUAUGAUCCAGGUUAUCCAUGCCCGAAGGGGUGUUCACGUUCGCAGGAUGGGACGAGUUGUAAGAAGUCUACAGGGAAAUAA
Molecule: messenger RNA, 690 nt
Organism: Talaromyces proteolyticus
Lineage: Eukaryota; Fungi; Ascomycota; Eurotiomycetes; Eurotiales; Trichocomaceae
Product: guanine deaminase
Exons: 3
Coding region: 1-690 (229 amino acids)
Biological process (GO): purine nucleoside catabolic process
Molecular function (GO): guanosine deaminase activity
Source: RefSeq, a predicted model, not a curated record